This is a messenger RNA of Musa acuminata AAA Group (dessert banana), 2403 nucleotides long. Its product is annotated as cyclin-A3-1-like. The record is from RefSeq and is a predicted model, not a curated record. Lineage: Eukaryota; Viridiplantae; Streptophyta; Magnoliopsida; Zingiberales; Musaceae. The transcript has 11 exons. Gene Ontology annotation, biological process: mitotic cell cycle phase transition; regulation of cyclin-dependent protein serine/threonine kinase activity. Bases 1912 to 2388 code for a protein of 158 amino acids. Gene Ontology annotation, cellular component: cytoplasm; cyclin-dependent protein kinase holoenzyme complex; nucleus. Gene Ontology annotation, molecular function: cyclin-dependent protein serine/threonine kinase regulator activity.
AUGCUGCGGGUGCCGUAACCUCCAACCCAGAGAAGAAGCCAAUAGAGGGUGAGAGAGACCCGACUCGAAGGCGGACAAGAAGAACGCCGACCCCCGCCUCACUCAGAUGGUGGCGAACAGGGCUGGAGAUGGAUCGCGCGGCUCUGUGCAUUCAUUCCGUCCUCCCGACGGCGAUGCGCUUCGUCUCAUAUGCCCUGAUGCGAAUUCUUUGGCUACUUAAAGAUUGUAUCCCUUCGGAGAUAAUGGUUGUCUUUAGGUCUUGCCUUCUGUAAUCGCUGCUUCGAUCGCGCUUGUUGGGUGAUUCACCAUCGAUCCAAGAAGUCAUCCUGGGAGGAAUAGCAAUUGCAAGAAAGAUAUGGUGGAACAACCUCACCGCCCCCAAAAGAAGAAAAGAAAUUGCCAUCAUCGUCGCCUCUCUCUUCUAAUUCUUCUUCAUGUUGUAGGAAUCGAGGACGACAUCCAAGGAGCGUUGGGAAAUCAGUCACCCAAGAAAAGUCGAGGCCAAUUUGCCAGACCUUGCGGGCAUCAUCGUCGAGACUACAUCCACGGUUGAUGAUCCGCAAACGUGUACACAUUACGCGACUGAUAUCUAUGAUUACCUCAGAUCAUUGGAGGUUGUCCUUCCACAAGAGGAUUCUUGAAAGCAUGUCGGUUUCCUCGCAGUCCAGUUAGGCUAAUCAAAGUUAAUGUUGAACUCUUGUAGGAAGUUCAUUCUAUGUGGUCAAGAAGAUUGCGAAUUUUCAAGCCAGCUGUUAGAGUUUCUAGGAAGCUACCUCGGUGAGUUGAGUUUGAUAGACUAUGAUUUGCAGCUGAACGAGAAAGCAAUCCGAUGGAAGACUACCAGAAUACAAUACAAGCAGCCUCAGUUUACAUCGCUUGUUUCUUGCAAACUAGCCAGGUGGCAGUCAGUUGGGUUUGGCAUAUCUGAAGAAAUACCUAAGAUGCCUGCAGGGGGAGCCCAUACUGAAGCUGACGUGGCUCCAUCGUGGGAGAACCAGCAUCGGAAAGCUUUCUGACACGGACCGGUCAAGAAGAUGGCAAAGGGAAUCAAGAAACAAGAAAUAUAAGGAAAGGCAACACCAGAUCGCCGGUCCUCCAUCGUUGCGGGUUACAUCCAAGGAGCGCCGACAAUGGAUCAGUCCCCCAAGAAAGACGUGGCCAGGUCGCCCGACUCCCACGCCGCCUCUCAGGCAGGAGAUCUCCCCUCCACCACUGCGGGCCGCGUCCAAGGAGUGUCGGGGGAUCCGUCUCCCAAGAGAGACGUGGUCAUGUAGCAGGACGUCCGUGUUACGCCCCAGGCACCGAGUGCCACCCCGUCCAUCACUGUAGAGCACAUCCAAAGAGCGCCGGGGGUUCAGUCUCCCAAGAAAGAGGUGGCGAAGCCGGACCUCCCCGUCAUGUCGCAGGCAGGGACUGCCCCCUCCACUGCUGCCGACUGUAUCCAAGGAGCGUCGGGUAAUCAGUCCAGCCAUAAGAAAGAUGGCACCGGACCGCCGGACAUCCUCGGCACCUUCACUAGCGGAGCCUGCCCGCUCGAUCUCUGCGGAUUGCACCCAAGGAGCGUCGGGAGAUCAAUCUUCCACGAAAGACAAUUCCAGGCCGGCGGACCUCGCUGGCACCUCCCAGGCGGUGACAGCCCCCUCUACCUGUGCGGAUUGCACCCAAGGAGCGUCGGGAGAUCAGUCUUCCAAGAAAGCCGAUUCCAGGCCAUCGGAUCUCCCUGGCACCUCUCAGGCGGCGACUGCCCCCUCGACCUGUGCGGACUGCACCCAAGGAGCGUCGGGAGAUUAGGAUUCCAAGAAAGACGAUUUCAGGCCAUCGGAUCUCCCUGGCACCUCUCAGGCAGCGACUGCCCCCUCGACCUGUGCGGACUGAACCCAAGGAGAUUACGUAGAUGUUGAUGAUUCGCAGAUGUGCAUACCUUACGUGUCUGAUAUCUAUGGUUACCUCAGAUCAAGGGAGGUGAAGCUGAGGCCAUUAAUGAACUACUUGGAGGCAGUUCAGAUCGGAAUCACAGCCACGAUGAGGAACUACUUCCGUCUGCGCUCAGAUAUCCUUUGCCUUGCUGUCUCUUACGUUGAUAGAUCCCUUUCCUCAUUCACCGUUAUAGGACCUCGUCUUCAACUGCUUGGGGCUUCUGCCAUUUGCGUUGCAUGGAAUUACGCAGAGCAGAAAAACCCUGGGAUGAAACACAUGUGCCAUAUAGCUCAUGAUGUUUACCGGAAGGACGAAGUGUUGAACAUGGAGAUCAGCAUUCUAAGACAUAUGAGAUUUGAUAUGGGCAGUCCCACGGUCAAGACAUUUCUCGGAUGCCCUUUCUCGAGUCCUUGUAGUGUCAUGAGAUUUUGCGCAGCGUUAAGCGUCUGGGUGCAAUCUCUUUCCAAAUAGUUACAUUAUAGCUUC